AUGGGAGAAAGUCUUUCUGAAUCAACACCAGUGGAUCUGUUUCCACAAGCCCUCCCCAAAAUACCCUCAGAUGCAUCUUGUCCGAGAUAUCAACGAAAGCUGUCUGUAAGGGAAAUAAAAAUCCAACGAUCCGAGGCUGGCAACAAAUAUGCAGCAUUUGCAAGACAUUCCCGUGCUAAGGCAUUAUGGAAGGGAGCCUUCAGUUUAAUCUCCUCUCGUGGUGACCCAUGGGAAAAGUUUCAUUUGCAAGAACUUCCAGAAGAAACGGCAAAGCGUUAUCGUUAUAACGCUAUUAAGGGCAAGUGGAUAGAAGAUAUCGUACGUGUAAAAAUCGAAAAUUCACCAUUCAAUCGAGGUGCUAUGAGAGAAUGUUUUCGUGCGAAGAAAUUGUCCAAUUUUUCACAUUGUUCUGAUUGGUCAUAUGCAUCAAAUCAUGUUGCUAAACGUUAUAUUGAGAAGGUUGAAACUCAUGUGUAUUUUGAUGAUGUUCGUUUACAAAUGGAUGCUAAACUUUGGGGUGAAGAAUAUAGUCGUCAACCGUCUGCACCAAAAAAAGUUGAUAUUUCACAAAUGUGUGUAUUGGAGUUUAUUAAUCGACCAGAGAAACCUCUAUAUCACUUGGAGCAUUUUAUAGAAGGAACUUAUCGAAAGUAUAAUUCAAAUUCAGGAUUUGUAGAUGAUUUAUCACGAAACACUCCUCAGGCUUUUAGUCACUUCACCUUUGAACGAAGUGGUCAUCGUUUAAUUGUAGUUGAUAUACAAGGUGUUGGUAAUCUAUGGACAGACCCUCAAAUUCAUACAUUCGAUGGUAAAUCUUAUGGAGAUGGAAAUCUGGGGAUUCGUGGAAUGGCUUUAUUUUUUUAUACACAUCGAUGCAAUCCAUUAUGUUUAGCUCUGUCAUUAAGCGCUUUUGAUUUACCAAUAAAUGAAAAACUAUCUACACCAUUUAGUCAAUUAUCUAUGGAAGCAGCGGAUAAUCAGACUGAAAAUACAAAUGGGAUCAGUGAUAAUAAUAAUGUUGAACUCAGUGGAACAGUAGCUAUUCCAGCUUCUCGUCGUGAUCGAUAUGGUAUUCGUCGUUUGGUUUCAGAAAAUAUUGAUUCAUCUUAUGAUUUACAAAACAAUGCCAAUAAUCACAACAAUGACACUAGUAGUGAUUUUGUAAAUCCAGUUGACUUUGUAGAGUCUCAUAGUGUACCUUCGCCUAAAUUACCAUUUCUACCUUCGAGAUCUCCUGUUUUAUGUAGAAAUGAUAUAUUACAAAAGACUGAUCAAAUCAAUCAUAAUUCAAAUGUCGUUGCUAAUAAUGGAAAACACAAUACAAAGUAUAGUAUUAAUACUACUACUACUGAUAAUAAUAAUAAUGGUAAUAAUGAUGAUGCACGUACUGAUGAAUUAAUAUUUGGUCCAAUUUCACUUCAUAAUAAUUCGUAUGAUUCUGGCAUAAGUUUUGAUGGCCCAUCGUUUGGUAAUGUGUUCAAAGCACAACAAAGUAUUAUUAGUGAUCCUGGUUGUGAUCCAGUAUGUCCAGAUUUGGAUCAGUCAAAUUCUCAUUUGAAUUCCAGCGAAAGUUCACAACAGCUCAGUAAAGAAGCUGAACUCAUUGAAUUUUUUCGUUUACAUCAAGCUGGUCAUCGAAGCAGUUCCAUUGCAGCUUUACAUGGUGCUGAUACUGUAAUUUUAGGUUUAAUACAUCAUGAAUUGGCUCGUUUACAUGCUUCUGGUCGUUUAACUUUAAUGCAUCAAACCGGUUAUUGUCAGUUAAAGUGCAAUGAAAUCAAAGAGCAUCAACCUUCCAUAGAUAUUGAGCAAGAAUUGAAUGGAAAUCAGUUGAAUGAAUUAAAUCGCCCACAAAAUGUUAACUGGGAAUCAGUUUUAUUUCAUUUAGAACAAUCAGCUAAACUUGGUUGUUUAGAUGCUAUUCAAUGUUUAGCUCAAUAUUAUUUGAAUUUAAUGAUUGAUGGUCCAUUAUCGGAAUGUCCAAUUAAACCUGAUCCAGUGGAAUCUCGAGCACAUGGUUUCGCUUUAAUCAGUGCGGCUGCAUCAGCGGGAGAUCGUAUGGCUAUGCUUUAUUUAGCUGAAGCUUAUUAUCAUGGCGAUUAUUAUUCUCCAGAUACUAACGAACUCUUCGAAUCAGCCGCUGAAGGUGCUAGUGAAGCUCAUGAAGGACGUAUAGCAAUGAAGUAUUAUGAACAAGCAGGUCUUUUAGAAGAAUAUACUACUGUUGAAUUUGAUGAACAAAUAGAAGAAAAAACAGAAGAAGAAAAAUAG
Messenger RNA from Schistosoma guineensis, 2271 nucleotides. Lineage: Eukaryota; Metazoa; Platyhelminthes; Trematoda; Strigeidida; Schistosomatidae. The record is from the annotation of a GenBank genome assembly.